Anolis sagrei ordinatus is the source of this 693-nucleotide messenger RNA. It is a transcript of the gene UFC1, whose product is annotated as ubiquitin-fold modifier conjugating enzyme 1. Gene Ontology annotation, biological process: protein K69-linked ufmylation. NCBI's taxonomy places the organism in Eukaryota, Metazoa, Chordata, Lepidosauria, Squamata, Anolidae. Gene Ontology annotation, cellular component: cytoplasm. Gene Ontology annotation, molecular function: UFM1 conjugating enzyme activity. The record is from RefSeq and is a predicted model, not a curated record.
GCGCCCCUUUUCUCCCUUACCCAAGAUGGCCGACGAGGCAACUCGCCGGCUGGUGGCGGAGCUGCCGCUUCUGAAAACGAACGCGGGUCCGCGGGACCAAGAGCUGUGGGUGAAGCGGCUCAAGGAGGAAUACCAGGCGCUCAUUAAGUACGUUGAGAACAACAAGAACGCUGAUAAUGAUUGGUUCAGACUAGAAUCCAACAAAGAAGGCACCAGGUGGUUUGGGAAGUGCUGGUACAUCCACAAUCUCUUGAAGUAUGAGUUUGCGGUUGAGUUUGAUAUUCCGGUCACUUAUCCUGCCACUGCUCCAGAAAUAGCCAUUCCAGAACUGGAUGGGAAAACAGCCAAAAUGUACAGGGGUGGGAAAAUAUGCCUGACAGACCAUUUCAAGCCCUUGUGGGCCAGGAACGUCCCCAAAUUUGGACUUGCGCACCUCAUGGCUCUGGGGCUGGGACCUUGGCUGGCGGUGGAAAUCCCGGAUCUGAUCUCGAAGGGUCAGAUUGAGCACAAGGAAAAAGGAGGAGCGUGAGGUUUAUUCUAGCUGGACACUAGGCUUGGGUUUCCUUCUUAGGCCUGGACUGUUGGUGGCUGUUGGGGUCAGAUUUGUGCCAAUUGCUUGCCUUUAUGAGUAUCUGAUUGUCCAACCUGACUGGGAAGCAUAUCUCAAUGAAUAUAAUAAAAUAUAUAUAACUA